Molecule: messenger RNA, 7695 nt
Organism: Hirsutella rhossiliensis
Lineage: Eukaryota; Fungi; Ascomycota; Sordariomycetes; Hypocreales; Ophiocordycipitaceae
Product: beige/BEACH domain-containing protein
Exons: 7
Coding region: 1-7695 (2564 amino acids)
Molecular function (GO): protein binding
Source: RefSeq, a predicted model, not a curated record
AUGGCCUCUCUUCCUCGACGCUUUCGGGCCUCGACCUCGACCUCGACCCAACCCACGUCCAAGGCCUUUGACAUUCUGCGCGGCUUGAUCGACAGCCUCGCGCGCGACACGGCUUCGUCGGGCCCCAGCGGAUACCCAGACAUCAACAAGCUCCGCAAGAGCCUGCAGCAAAUCUGCCAACAUGUGGCUGCUUCGACAUCGUCGGCGCUGCGGGACGACUUUCGCCAUGCGCGUGGUUUUGAAUCUGUCUCGGCGGUCCUUCGCGGCUUUUCAGGAUACUACGAUCCGCACAAACGAAGCGAGCCUGAGAUGCUCUCGCUAUUCGCGCUGCUGGGGGACUGUCUGAGCGUUCUGUCGGCUGCGCUCAAGGGCCAUUCCGGCAACAGGCGCUUCUUCCGAUAUCGCGUCGAGGGGGGCGGAUGGGACGCUCUCGAUUGCCAUCUGUUUGGCAAGCUGCUUGCUUUCUCGCUCGACGAAGACGGCUUGGAUCUCCUCUGCCAGUCCAUUGCCAAGGCACUGCGGUCGGAAUCCACCAGUGGUUCGAGCCAGACUGACGAGAAGAGGCCCGUCGACGAAGAAGACGAGCAAUGGGAUCUCGCGCUGGCACGCUCCAUCGAGAGCAUAGCGCCUGCAGUUCGAGAAGUCGUCAGUUCCAAUACCAUCAUCCGCUUCCCCGAGAUCCUCAGAGCCGUCGUAAGCUUCUGGAAGGCCAUUCCGCGACCCCAAGACUCUUCGGCGAGCCCCAGCUCAGUGCUCCUCCUCGAGACCAUAUUGUGCGCCAUUUCAACUUCCUUCUACAACCGUGCCGCUGUUCACUCCACCGGCGUCCUGUCCCAAUUUCUCCACGUGGCUUUUGGACAAGAUUCUUGGCUUGCGCAGCCCGAACGCGAGAAGCUGCUGGCGAUAUGCAAGUUGCUCAUGUUUCUGGGAGUCAAUCGGCCGGCUGAUACUCAGUUUCUUCUCACCGUCCCGGGAUCUGAGGCUUCUGACUUUUGCCUGGAAAUGAUGGCCGAGCACGCGGGACCGCCCUUCUUCCAGUUCGACUUGUCGCUCAACGGACAUUCUUCCCUCGAGCUGCCCAGCCUCGGCCGCACGUUCCCCCCCCAGUCGACUGGCGGCUACACCUUUACAGCAUGGAUCCGCAUCGAGUCCUUUGAUCCGAAUGCCCACACAACCAUCUUUGGCGUCUUUGAUGCCUCGCAGACAUGCUUCGUGCUCAUAUACCUCGAAAAGGACACCCACAACUUGAUCCUCCAGACCUCCGUCUUCUCCAACAAGCCCAGCGUGAGGUUCAAGACUGCCGUGUUUCAAGAAAAGCAGUGGUAUCACGUCGCUGUUGUUCACCGGAGGCCCAAAACCAUGACCGCGAGCAAGGCAUCCCUGUACAUCGACGGGGACUUUGCCGAGCAGAUUCGCUGCAGCUACCCCAGCGCGCCUCCGCUCCUAAACGGCAGCACCGAGAGCUUCGUGUCGUUCAACUCGAGUCAGAACAGAACGAAUCCGGUGCAGGCGUUUCUCGGGACACCCCGCGAGCUGUCUGGGCAAACGGGCCCCGGCGUUGUCUCUUCACAAUGGUCGCUUGCCUCGGCCCAUCUGUUCGAGGACGUCUUGACGGAUGACUACUUGGCGGUCCACCACGGCCUGGGCCCACGCUAUCAGGGGAACUUCCAAGAUAGCCUCGGCGGUUUCCAAACAUACGAAGCGUCGGCUGCCUUGGGCCUUCGCAAUGAAAUCGUCCACCCAGGCAAAGAUGAGAAUUCGGACAUUCUGCGAGCAGUGCGAGAAAAGGCGAGCUCACUUCUCCCGGAGUCCAAGAUCCUCCUCAGCGUCCUCCCUACCGCGACGUUUCCCGAACACGUGCAGUACAUGGACACUGGUGUCCUCCGCUCUCUGCCUCGGGCGUCGAUACGUAAUCUCUUCCAUAUGGCCAACCAAGAAGGGUCGCCGCUGGCUGUCAACUGCGCAGUCUCGAGUUUGUCGGAUGCUCUCUUCAGAACCCAUGGGAUCGCAUCGCUCCGGGGCACCCCCAUCAUUGUCGUGCCGUCGCACCUGGACGAGCAUCUGUGGCGUCUCGCUGGCUUCACACCUCUGGCUCUCAAGCUGCUGGAGAGAGCGUCGACGGUGGAGGAGACUGUCCGCGCCCUCGAGAUUGUUUUCCACUGCAUCCGCAGGAGUUGGCGCAAUAGCGAGGCCAUGGAGAGGGACAAUGGGUAUGGCAUCUUGGGCAUGAUCCUGCGAUUCAAAAUCGGAUACGGAAACCUUGCAGCCGGGGACGUGCCGGUAUCUCGACUAUUGAUAUCCGCUGAGGAACGCGACAGCCUGACACUUCGGGUGCUGAGCCUGGUAUUGGACUUUGUGGGCUACAACCAUGUAGACCCCAUCGAGUCCUUCAUCGUCAACCCGCUUGCCUACCGGAUCCUCCUCAUUGACUUGGACAUUUGGCGACGGUCUGCGCCGCGCACCCAGGAGCUAUUCUACAGGCAGUUUGUGACAUUUGCCGUAAACAGCAAGCAUCACGACUUCAACAGUAGGAGGUUGAUCCGAAUGCGAAUCGUGAAAAGGUUGCUCGACGCCAUGAAGGGCGAGGGAAUUUCUGACGACGUUCUGGACCACUUCAUGAAUGCAUUUGAAGCCCUCGUCAAGUCAAAUCUCAGCCAAGAGGUGCUGAGGUCGAUGUCGCUGUUCAUUACGUAUGCCUUUCACACACCGCCCCCAUCGACAUCGCGAACACCCAGGCCCCUUUCAGCCAUUUCGCGUUCCAGCACACCCGGCCUUGGCAAGAGAGGACCUGGGGAUGUCAGCAGAACGCACAGCCCCUCUGUCGGGAGUAAGAUGCUCUCAAAGAAACUCCUCGGCAAACGGGUGUUGAGCAUGUACUCUGGGAUUCUCUGCGAAAAGGGCAACAUCAACAACGUCAAGAAGUUUGCCCGAACGGUGACCAACAAGUGGCUGCUUUAUUUAUUGGCAGACGACGAUGCCACCGUUGUCCUCCAUGGCUGUAAGAUCCUCUCCAGGCUCCUCGUGGUCCAGGGCUCUUCAUACGCGUCCAAGUUUUCGGGGAAAUCCGGGGGGUUCACAAUCGUGGCGAGCCGGCUGAAGCGGUUCUGGGACAUCCCCACGAUCUGGCCAAUCUGUUUCAGCAUCCUGUUCGGAUUUGAUGUUGCGGACAUUGAUUUUGAUCGCAACUUCGACGUGGACGAGCUGUUUGGCAUGUUUGGCAAGCGGAAAGUCGUCUACCCUGAUGCGUUAAUCGUUAUCACGUCUUUGCUGCAGCAUGGCCUGAAGGAGGUCAUGAGGCACCAAGAGGAUCCCGAUUCGCCGGCGAAACUGGAUCCGCCAACCGCGGCCCCGAACGCGGCUCUGAAGCCUGACGUUGAUUAUCGAGCGCUGUCGAUGGCCCUGGAUAGGGCGCUGGAGUCACGACUGGCAUUUUCAAAGAACCACGAAAGGGUGGCUAGUCGUGUUGGCGUCUUGGGAACGACUGUCCGUUUUCUGCAGGUGCUUCAGGCGCGAUCACAAGAGUUUCGCGACUUUACCCUGGGCUCCGAGUGGGUUCGCAUGCUGCUCUUGGCGUUGUAUCCCGUCAUUGUUAGCACGGAUGCGGUCACACCUGACGUCGAAUUAAACUCUCGAGACUCGGCUCUUACGUUCGAUGGCAGCGACGUCAUCAUCAGGCCGAUUGGAGGAGGCCCGGCUGCCGCUCCGAUUGUGAGGACGAGCACAGUGGAUAUUGCGCCAUCGCCACAAGCAACGCCUCCCAAGGGCACACCGCUUCGUCGAGCCUCGUCCUUUGUUCUCUUGACUGCGCAAACCGUAGCUCGUGCUGAUGACCUUUGGCCGGCACCCGCCCCGCAGCUCAAGCUUCAACAGAGCCAUGGCGGCGUCCUUUCUGAAGAGAUGCUGGACUUGCUGCUCGGUGUCUUUGUGGAUCAGGUAUUCACACGCAAAGACUUCGCAGGCUUCGGUCUGUUCAGCAAGGUGCCCCCAGGGUUCCAAGAGCAUCAGGCCUACCUUGAAUCAUACAUACUGAAGCGGGUCAUUACAAAAGUCUCGGGAAAGAUUCAAGGCAAUGAGAAUAUCACUUGCGAGCCGCGGAUACUCACAAAUCUGUCCCGGCUCUGUUUGCAUAUUUCCGAGGCCAUUUUCGAGGGCUGGUUUAUCGAUGGGGCGGAAGUCAUGAUUGACUUUAGCGGCAUGCUGAUUGAAAUGCUCCAGCGGCCCGAAAUCUCGAAGCUCAAGAGCGUCCGUCUGUGCAGCCAGGCGGUCUCUAUGGUCCGCAGCUGCUUCCUCAGGAUCAUCCUCCUCAAGCUUUCGGAUCUGGACAACCCCCGAAUUGCGGAGAAGGAGGCGAAGGACUUCAUGAACAAGCUCGCUUAUUGGCAGAUGCCGAUUCUCGAGUGCUUUUCGCUGGAGGAUGAUUACCUGAAGCUGUUUUGGUACCAGCUUUACACGAAGCUCAUUGAUGACAAGCCAUCCAUCCGGAUUGCCGCUGCCAACUUUCUGCGCAUCGUCCUCGUUCAGAAACCGGAGGAGUCCAUCACAACGAUUCGCUCAUGCAUGGCGUCGGAUCAAAGAAAACUGUCGAGGGAGUUCCAGAAGCUCACGGAAGUGGAUGACGAGACGUUUGUGAUUUGGGUAGACCAGCAUCGGCCGUCUUUGGACGGGCUCUUCUUCGGCAGUAUGGCGAAGACGUGGGAAGACUUUGUCAGCACGGAGAACCAACGGACGUGCGAGACGGCAAGGAGCCGCCUGUGGAAGCGCAGGGAGAGGCUCAAGGCGUGGCAUUCAGAGUUCGUCAGCGCGGAAAAGGCGCUACUGAAUCAUGAGGUGGGCAACAGCGCUUGGAUGAAGAGCAUCUACAACACAGAGUACUUCAAGUAUCAGCGUCUCCUGCAAGACCAACAAGACGACCUGUCUUUCCUCACGGCAGCCUACAGCAAGAUGGAGCGGGAUCUGCGGAGGCCGGGCGCAGUCUUUAGCGAGCCAGCUCCGCCCAAGUGGAAGUUGGAUCGGACUGAGGGGCGCAACCGGAUGAGGCUGCGGCUGCUGCCGGAUUCUGCCGGCGCCGAUGUCAAGUAUCAGCCGAAGAGGAAAGCAGGCGAAGCGCGAUCCCGUGCAACAUCAAGUGGACCGUCGGACACGCCGCCGUCUUUGAGUCGCUUCAGCGGCAACGACGAUGCGUCGACUUUGAACCCGGAGCCUGCGCUGGCGUCCGACCAGUCAGAGUCAGGAUGUGCCCCCGAAGACGACUUUGAGCUUGUCGACGACCCCAACGAUCCCAACGAGGGCGACGAGAACUAUGAGGACAAGAAUCGCAAGGUGAUGCGGCGGCUCGAGCACGGCGAUCACGUACAGGCUGCCCACAACAUGUCGCGCAUCACCGGUCUCGAGGCUUGCGAAGGCCUUCUGAUUGUGGGCAAAGACGCUCUCUACAUCAUGGACAAUGUGUUUCAGUGUGCAAGCGGAGAUAUCGUCAAUGUGUGGGAGGCUCCGGCCGACGAGCGCGAUCCCUUCACCAUGGUCGUCACUGGCGCCAAGACGCUGGAAAGGCGACAGAACUCUGCAACCCGAGACCAGGAAUGCAGACACUGGAAGUGGCAAGAUGUCAUCAGCGUCUCCAAGCGCCGAUUUCUCUUUCGCGACGUCGCCAUUGAGAUAUUCUUUACAGAUGGACGGAGCUAUCUGUUGACGACAAUCAAUCCCGCCAUCAGAGAUCAGCUGUUUGCCAAGAUGCUCAGCAAGGCGUCUCACACGAGUGCGCCAAACGCACUCCCAAAUCCGGAGGAUGCUUGGAGACUGGAAGCGCUCAAGUCGUUUGAUGACUCUCCCCAGGGGUUUGGGGCUGGACUGGGGACACGACUCGGGACCUUUUUUAAUGCGACGCCUUGGAAUCCCGUCAUGAAGCGAUGGCAACGAGGGGAAAUGUCCAACUUUCACUACCUGAUGAUGGUCAAUACCAUGGCGGGAAGGACUUUUAAUGAUUUGACCCAGUACCCCGUCUUCCCCUGGGUACUCGCCGACUACACCAGCGAAGAUCUGGACCUGGAGGAUCCAGCGACCUUUCGAGACUUGUCGAAGCCGAUGGGGGCGCAGACAGACGGGCGGGUCGCCGGCUUCGUGGAGACGUACAAUGCGCUGCAAGAGAUUGGCCAGACUCCCUUCCACUACGGCACGCACUACUCAUCAGCCAUGAUUGUGUCGUCGUACCUCAUCCGCCUUCCGCCGUUUGUGCAGUCGUAUCUGCUCGUCCAGGGCGACAGCUUUGACCACGCUGAUCGCCUGUUCCAGUCCAUCGGAGACGCGUGGACCUCGGCCUCGCGCAAGAACAAGACGGACGUCAGAGAGCUCAUCCCCGAGUUUUUCUGCCUGCCCGAAUUCCUGACAAACAUCAACGGGUACGACUUUGGGCAUCGCCAGAGCAACGGGGCCAAGGUGGAUAACGUGGCCUUGCCGCCGUGGGCAAAGGGCGACCCCAAAAUCUUCAUCGCUAAGCACCGCGAGGCGCUCGAGAGUCGCUACGUGAGCGAGAAUCUGCACCACUGGAUCGAUCUCGUCUUUGGGCACAAGCAACGAGGCGAGGCGGCGGUGGAAAACGUCAACGUCUUUCAUCACCUGUCGUACGCGGGCGCGAGUGACUUGGACCGCAUCACGGAUGCCAAUGAGCGGGCGAUUACGGCGGGCGUGAUUCACAACUUUGGGCAGACUCCACAUCAGGUGUUUGCCAGGCCGCAUGCUGCGCGAGAGCACGUGCGAUGCCCGAUCAAGAGGCUUGACACGGGCGUUUUCUCGCUCAGCUGCCUGGACCACCCGCUGCUCGAGAGCCAUGAUCGGGUAUCAUCCCUCGUGUACGCAACCAAGCUCGAUCGGCUCUUAUGUGCGCCCCCUCUACGUCUCAUUUUCCCUCCGUACGACAAGUUCCUUGACUGGGGCUAUGCGGAUAGCAGCCUGCGCUUCUUUUUCAGCGACAACCACAAACCCGCCGGUCUCUUCGAGAACCUCCACACGGGCCAGAUUUCGUGCGCGUGUUUUGCAGACUCCAAGACACUUAUUACGGCCGGCGAAGACUGCGUGGUGUCGGUGUACACGGUGCACACGGCGCCGGGGAAGCAGGUCGACCUGAUGCCGAGGUCGAGCGUGUUUGGGCACAAGACGCCGGUGACGGCCAUUGCCGUGAGCAAGGCGUUUAGCACCUUUGUGACGGCGUCCUCGGACGGACAGGCGUUUCUGUGGGACCUUAAUCAGCUCUCCUUUAUCCGCAAGCUGCCGCUCGUCCGACAGGUCGAGUGCGCGCGCAUCAACGACGUGUCGGGCGAAAUCAUGCUGUGCUCGGGGCCCAAUGUGCUCCUGUACACGCUCAACGGCACGCUGAUGCUAGACCAAAACGUGUGCGCCGAGCCAGACGACUACGUGCACUCGUGCGCCUUUUACGAAGGCGCCAGCAACGAGUGGCUGGAGAAUUACCUCGUCUUCACGGGCCACAGCAAGGGCCGGGUCAACAUCUGGCGCAGGAGCGUGCUGGGGGGGAAGUGGACGCUGGAGCUGCUGCGGAGGCUGGAUCACGUCGACUGCAAGAGCGACAAGAGGGACAACACCGAGGCUGGAAUUACAUGCAUCACGACGAUGCCGACCUGCCUGUAUACCGGAGACGAUGACGGUCGCGUGUACGAGUGGAACUUUGGGCGAGCGGAUAGAUAG